CCAUUUUACUCUCUACGUAUCUCUCUUUUAUCCUUAUCCCAUAAUUGUUGAAUGAUCUUUUAAUCCCACGUCCAUAUAUAGCAUUGAUGCUUGGUUGUUCGGUUAUCGUUAUUUUUCCUCUGGCCGGCCAUUGAUUAGUACAAGAUUAAUCGGCACGUUCCUCUUUCUUCUCUCGUGUUCCUCGAUCCACUAACUCCUAGCUGAAAAUUGUGAGCGGGCACUAUGGAGAUAGAGGUGGCGAGUAGUAGUUACAGUGCUAAGAGUAGCAGUGUUAGUAUUAGUACUAAAGGUGGUGAUGGUGGUAGCAGUAGCAUGUAUCAAGAAAAGGUGGCAUCGGAAGGUGGAGCGGAGAGGGGGGUCUAUUUGGUGUGGGAGGAUCUAACUGUGGUGUUGCCAAAUUUUGGAAAUGGUCCAACAAGAAGGCUGCUCCAAGGACUUAGAGGGUUUGCUGAGCCAGGUAGGAUCAUGGCUAUCAUGGGUCCGUCUGGGUCUGGAAAAUCCACUCUUCUUGAUUCACUAGCAGGUAGACUGUCAAGAAAUGUCAUAAUGACUGGAAGUGUUCUUUUCAAUGGAAAGAAGAGGAGGCUAGACGCUGGUGUUGCUUAUGUGACACAAGAGGAUGUGUUGUUAGGAACUCUUACAGUCAGAGAAACGAUCACUUACACUGCAAAUUUAAGGCUUCCAAAUACGAUGAGAAAGGAGGAGAUUGAUUGCGUCGUAGAAGGAACGAUCAUGGAAAUGGGUCUCCAAGAUUGUGCUGAUCGGAUGGUUGGAAACUGGCAUUUGAGAGGCAUAAGUGGUGGUGAAAAGAAGAGAUUAAGUAUUGCAAUAGAAAUCCUCACAAGGCCACAUCUCUUGUUCCUUGAUGAACCUACUAGUGGUCUUGAUAGUGCCUCAGCAUUCUUCGUAAUUCAAACACUUAGAAAUAUAGCUCGCGAUGGAAGGACAAUUAUAUCUUCAAUUCACCAGCCAAGUAGUGAAGUUUUUGCACUCUUUGAUGAUCUUUUCUUACUCUCCGGUGGUGAAACUGUCUAUUUUGGAGAUGCAAAGAUGGCUAUAGAGUUCUUUGCUGAAGCUGGUUUUCCAUGUCCAAGAAGAAGGAAUCCUUCUGAUCACUUUCUACGCUGUAUAAAUUCAGACUUUGAUGCUAUAACAGCUACACUGAAAGGAUCUCAAAAAAUUCGAGAUGUCCCUAUCUCGGCAGAUCCUUUGAUGAGUUUUGCAACAGAAGAGAUCAAAUCAAGACUUGUUGAGAAAUAUAGGCGCUCGAACUAUGCGCAAAAGGCCAAAGCAAGGGUUAAGGAGAUAUCAGCUAUUGAAGGACUGGAAGUUGAAACUCAAAGUGGAAGUGAAGCAAGCUGGCGAAAGCAACUCUCAACACUGACCCGAAGAUCAUUUGUGAACAUGUCCAGAGAUGUGGGAUAUUACUGGGCAAGGAUAGUGAUCUACAUAGUUGUUUCCAUCUGUGUUGGUACAAUCUAUCAUGAUGUUGGGCAUGACUACACUGCGAUCUUGGCUAGGGUAGCUUGUGGGGGAUUUAUAACUGGCUUCAUGACUUUUAUGUCUAUUGGAGGCUUCCCUUCUUUCAUUGAAGAAAUGAAGGUUUUUUAUCGAGAAAAGCUUAAUGGCUAUUAUGGGGUUACAGUGUUUAUCCUGUCCAAUUACUUCUCCUCUUUCCCGUUCUUGGUUACGAUCGCUCUCCUCACCGGGACCAUAUGUUUUUACUUGGUGAAAUUUCGAUCGGGAUUUAAUCAUUACGUAUUUUUCUGUCUCAAUAUCUUCGGCGCCAUUUCUGUUAUAGAGAGCCUGAUGAUGGUUGUAGCUUCACUGGUCCCCAAUUUCUUGACGGGACUGAUUACUGGGGCUGGAAUCAUUGGGAUCAUGAUGAUGACCUCUGGUUUCUUCAGAUUGCUGCCUGAUCUUCCAAAACCGUUCUGGCGCUAUCCAGUUUCGUAUAUCAAUUUUGGAGCCUGGGGAAUUCAGGGUGCCUACAAGAAUGAUUUCCUCGGACUUGAGUUUGAGCCUCUAGUACCUGGUGAGCCAAAAAUAUCUGGAGAAUUUGUUGUCACACGUAUGUUUGGCGUCCCCCUAGAUCAUUCGAAGUGGUGGGAUUUAUCUGCUAUUUAUCUCAUUCUUGUAUGCUAUCGGAUUCUAUUCUUCGUUGUGCUCAAGCUCAAGGAGAGAGCUUUGCCAUUCGUUAAGGAUCUUUACAGUAAGAGAACUUUGCGAAUAAUUGAAAAGAGGCCUUCCUUCAGGAAAGCACCAUCUUUUUCUUCCAGCAGGCAUCAGCCUCUCCACUCGCUGUCUUCUCAAGAGGGCCUUAACUCUCCACUCAACUAGGAAUCCCCAAUAAUCUCGAGUUGCUAAUCAAGUUGUAAUACAUUCUGCUGCUCUUAUUGUAACUCGAAGUUCAUGCAUACACAGCAGCAAAUAAUUAAAGAUAGAUUGUAGUCCUGUCGAAGGUGGACAUGCAAGACUUCAUCACUAUUAUUUCUGAUGGAUGCAAUGAAAGCAUACAUGGGAAAUUGCCCAGCUUGUAUUUAAUACUCUGUUACCCUAUAUAUGUAUUGUCGUCAAGUUGUAUUUU
This is a messenger RNA of Populus trichocarpa (black cottonwood), 2587 nucleotides long. Its product is annotated as ABC transporter G family member 15. Gene Ontology annotation, molecular function: ABC-type transporter activity; ATP binding; ATP hydrolysis activity. The transcript is spliced from 9 exons. Gene Ontology annotation, cellular component: membrane. NCBI's taxonomy places the organism in Eukaryota, Viridiplantae, Streptophyta, Magnoliopsida, Malpighiales, Salicaceae. The record is from RefSeq and is a predicted model, not a curated record. Bases 223 to 2340 code for a protein of 705 amino acids.